This is a messenger RNA of Callorhinus ursinus (northern fur seal), 1803 nucleotides long. It is a transcript of the gene MRFAP1L2, whose product is annotated as Morf4 family associated protein 1 like 2. The record is from RefSeq and is a predicted model, not a curated record. Lineage: Eukaryota; Metazoa; Chordata; Mammalia; Carnivora; Otariidae.
UAAUUAUUGCCCAAGGGCACACCUGGCGCCAGGCGGGUCUGAGGCACCAAUGCGGGCCCAGACCUCCACCACCGUCCGGUACAGCGAGGCGCAGACUCGGAACCAAAACGCAAAAGGCAGAAGGAAGAAGUCGGGGCGGACGCUGGGCGGGGCGGCAAGGAGAACAGGGCGGUUAGCAUCCGCAGGGGCACACCGCCGCUCCGGGCAGGGCUGGGGAGAGCCACCGCCCGGGAGUCCAGAGCGAGCGGUGGUUGGGGCAGCCUCCAUGGCGCGCCCCGAAACUCCGACGCCGAGCUCGCCACCUCGAGUCUCGCUGCACUGAAGGAUUCCAGCAGUGCCAACCCGAGCCGGUUACUUAGGACUCAGAACGUUAAGAAGCUAGAGCACUCGGCAGUAAGCGCCAUCCCGGGAGCAGGACGCGCAGCAACCGGGCGCAGGGAGGACGACAUCCAGCCUCCAGGAGCCCCGCACGUACAGACGGCGGCCGGCCGCGGCGCCUGGGCUGCGCGGCCGCAAAGGAGCUCCGGCGUGUCGUAAAAGGGCCGCACGGGAGCACAGCUCUGGCAGACGGCUGGGGCCCCAUUUUGGACGCCGUCUCUGCUGCGAAGAGCUGGCAGAACCUGUUGCUCAUCACGGCGAGCUCGCUGUCAGCCGGCCGGCCUCUCGGCGGCGGUGACCGGGCCGCAGGGGCGGGGGCGGCGCGAUGCGGCCCGCGGACGCGGACGAGCGGCGAGGGCCCGAGCAGCCUUGCGGCCGCCCCCUGCACCCCACGCGCGCCACCGCCCGCCGGGACGUCGCCGCCCUCGAGCGCGAGCACGUGCGCGCGCACCUGCGGGCCCGCCGGAAGCUGCUGGAGGUCGCGAGCCUGCUGGACGAGCUUCAGAGCGAGGUGGACGCCUCAGCCGAGGGCGUCCUGGGUCCCGGCCGCCGCGCGGGCGGCGAGGCGGAGGAGCGGGUGCUGAAGCUGUGCGAGAAGGCGGAGAGGAAGGCCGCCGAGGCCGCGCUGAUGGGCCGGAGGAUCGUGGAGCUCCACCGGCAGAUAGAGAGCUGCGGGUGCUCCUGAAGGACGCGGGGGCGGAGGCUUGCGGUCAGAGUUCUGCAAGACAGAAGACACUGCCUGGCUGCAGCUGCUGAAGCAAGAACCCAGACUAGUCAAGGAUGUGGAUGCCGCUGCUUUGGAUCAGAUUGAGAAGCCCCUGGGGGGCUGUUGGGCAUGGAGAGGGGUGGCGGCUGCAUUUUGGAAUUUUGCAGUCUCAGAUCAGAGGAGGAGAGCUGUGUUCUUUUUAUUUUCUUUGUUUGCUUGUUUUUUGUUUUGUUUUUUUUUUUUUUUUGGUCUUUUUUCAGAAAUGUAAUUUUUCUGUGGCAUGUUAACUGGUGCACAUCAUGUAACCUGUCUGGUGAGUAACCUAGAAUAGGGGAUGAGUUCUAGGUACUCUGAGUAUUGGCUGACUUUGGGGUAAACUUUUUGAUGUAAUCAUGCAUUUCAGGAGCUUCUUUGCCACAACUGCACGUGACACUGCAUGGCCUGGAGGGUUUAGGGAGGAGAGUGUGGAUCUGACCGAGUCAGGCCCCAAAAUGAUAGCAGGAAGCAUCUUCCAGGCUGAGAUGAUAUCCACCCUAGGUCCUCAGAGCAGACCUCACAGAGGUUGAGAGCAGAGCUCUAGCUCUAGCUCCCUUUGAUAAAGCUCGCUUGCCUGGAAAAACAAAUGCUGAAAGACAGUUUUUAGAACCUUUGUGCAAAUAAGCAAAGCCAUUGAUUUGGCCAGGAAAAGGUGAGAUAGAUAAAUUCUUUUCAGAAUGAAA